AUGAACUACCAUGUUGGUUGUACCGCGUGGGCGGAGUUGAUUGAAUCAAGCAGCCAGGUGGAAUUAGUGUGCCCACAGCCCUCAGCUUUGAAUUUCGGAGUCGGAAACUUACCAAAUAUAAAUACAGAUACUACGGAGUCAACAUCCAUUUCAAGACCGCAACCUAUUCGACUCUUCGGUGAGGUAUCAAAUUAUGUGCCAGGAAAUACUGUGGAAAUCGAUUACACCAUGGGUGGCCCAGGAUUUUACAUAUUGGAUACUUUGGAUGUACCGGUGAUUACCGGGGGCGUGGCGUACGAAAUUCGCAGCUUCGAACCCAUCGACACGAGAAUCGCUUAUUCACCUCAGGGGUUUGAAAUUUCAUGGAUUUCCACCGACGAAGAGGGGGCUCCUAUCGAAUCCUUCAAGGAGGAGACAUUUGAUUUCCGAUACCCUGAUCUCGUCAAUGGUGAGUCAGGUGCCUGCGAUAGCUGUGAUUGCAAUCACCCUAUCAGCCCCUUAUCGCCGCAAAUUAUUCGAGAACCGAGACCGUUCACGAGCUUCAAGCAGGUCGUUCCCGACGUUCUUCAUGCUGAGGCAUACGAGAAUUACGAGUACUCCAGCAACUCAGCUUUCGCGUUGGUACCCAUUCUGAGACCCAAUUACACAACAUAUUUGGCUCGUGCUGAUGCAUUCUCAUCGAUCAGGGAUAAUAUUUGUAUUAUUGGUACAAACCUCGACACUUUUAUGGUGCGAAACACUAGUGCGCUGUAUACAGGUUGCGGAGAAAUUGACUACGUACCCCCAGUUGAAGGCAUGUGCACAGUAACUGAUGAUUGCCUCGCUCGGCUUGAUAGCAAUGCCUUAGUCACGACUUCGGCAUUUUUCGGACACCCUGAAUACAAAAAGCUUUAUGAUGAUUUUGCCUCAAACUCCACGAAACGAAGCAUGGAAUAUGAACUCGCAAAUGGCGAGUUUUCUACACGCCACGUUCCGGAUUUAACGGGAGUUGAGGGCCACACAGGGGUAACUUCACUGUACGGUACAGAGGCGUUCGAAAUUCUGGAGCCCUUCCUUUACUACAACCAAACCGAGUGGGAAACCCAGGACAACUCUGUGUUGCUGGAACAAGCAUGUAGCCAAGUUGUUUGGGAACCAAGCCUUGUGCCAUAUGAAGAAGAUAAGGGAAAGUUGGUUCUCACAAACGUCACUAAUGCCGGUACGGGAAAGGCUCUCGUGACCAUCACGGUCAAUUGUACCGGUGACAACAUAGUCACGCCACCAGCUAGUACAUAUACUGUAUCAGAAUACAAGCCUCUGGAGAGACUUGAGAUUGAAUUGAGGGUGACUGGCAUUGCAAACUCGACUACAAGCGAGUGCUCCGUGACAAUGACACUGGAAGAAAAACCAUUGUGGGUGUCAUCAGGGAAAACUGUAAACUGUCCAGAUAUUGCAACGAUCCCGACGUACUUCGGUCUAUUCACGCACCCUUGCGAUCUGGUGAGGCCCAAACCAGUUCUUGAUAUAAUCCCAACCAAGACUAGCUAUAUGAUUCUAAGAAAUAUCCCGACCAAGGUUUUGGAAGUCGAUGUCACCAACAAUGGCACAGAUGCAAUUAUUCGAACCACCUCCAAUUCCACUCGAUGUGUAUACGGCACUGGAAAUGAAACCGGCUCUUCUACAACGGAGUCCAACUUCGUGGCCAAUGCUAGUAGCACCGUCACUCAAAAUACACACAUUCUAACGGGCGAUGAUCCAGCCUGCGAUAUCAAUUUCGACUGGCAGAAGCACGAGUUCUGUCAACGAUUUGAGACUGUAGGUAGUCUCAGUCUAAUCCUCGCGAACUCUGAUCUUGCGGACGAGGACACAGAAUUGGGUAUCGGAAUGGCUGCGGGCUUAUCAGCGGCGGUGGGCAUCUCAAUCGUAUUUGCUGCUCUUGCUGUGUAUCUCCUGUACAGAAAGACUCGAGGCAGUAUGGGCGCUCGAGGAUCGUACCUGAGCUUGUCCGGAUUUACCCACGAAAGCAUGCUGGCACCCGAGGAAAUGGUGCUUCUCUCAGCCGAUGGUCAGUAUCGAAAACUGACCCAAUUCACAGCCACUCGACACUCCGAAUUAUGUCUGCUGCACGCGAACGAUCAGGAAGUAAUCGUCUUCGGCACAAUCCUGGGUAAGACCGGCGAUAGCAGGGACAUAGUGAUCGACGACAUCCGUGAGAUCUUUUUGGAUCGAGAGAACGAUGAUGUGUGGAUCGAAACUGAGCGUUGCAUGUACUUUUUGGACAAACCACAAGCCGAGUAUAACAUAUUCUUCAGUUCUUUGAAGACAGACCUGAAAGUAUUGAUGGAUGCUCAAGCUGCUGGAAAUUAA
Molecule: messenger RNA, 2346 nt
Organism: Sphaeroforma arctica JP610
Lineage: Eukaryota; Ichthyosporea; Ichthyophonida
Exons: 3
Coding region: 1-2346 (781 amino acids)
Source: RefSeq, a predicted model, not a curated record